AUGACUCCAGUUUUUGAGGAGUGGGAGAAGAGCGGAGGAGUCUAUUUUACCACGUGUGUACCGAUGGUUGAUACAGAUCGAGGCCGACCGAAGUUACCUUUCAGCUUGGAAACCAUUCCUAAAGUGGACCAUUUCUCUUGCCAACGGCACCGCUGGAAUACUAACGAGGAAAUUGCUGCCAUUUUAAUAAGUUUUGAAAGACACGAUGACUGGUUGUCCAAAGAGGUGAAAAUCAGGCCUAAAAGCGGUUCUAUGCUACUCUACAGUAGAAAGCGGGUACGAUACCGACGGGAUGGUUACUGUUGGAAGAAACGCAGGGAUGGGAAAACAACAAGAGAAGACCAUAUGAAACUGAAAGUUCAAGGAGCAGAGUGUAUUUAUGGAUGUUAUGUGCACUCAGCGAUCCUUCCUACCUUCCAUCGUCGUUGUUACUGGCUCCUUCAGAAUCCUGACAUUGUGCUUGUUCAUUAUCUGAACGUUCCCUACAGUGAUGACAAUAAAAUACUCAUUUCUCCUAGUCUCAGCUACUGUGCUGAUAAAAAAGAAUGGACAAAAGAUGAGUUAAUUGUGCAACUAAGACCCAUGUUCUAUAAUAAGAAUGAACUAGAUUUGAACAAUGAACUAGAAAUUUCGCAGACAACAGAAACCAUUGAGGCUAUUGUUCAACAACUUAUGGAAAAGCACCAACCUAAGAUGACUGUUAGAACACAUGAGUGUGACACAACUACUCCCUUUAACUCAACUGUUGCUAGAAAGUCGGUGACUGUAGGACAUAAGAAAUGUAGUCAUAAUUUACAUCAGAUCAUCUCACCCAAAGCCCAGGCUGCAGCUUCUGCUGUCAGUACUGCCACUGCUACUACAGUAUCAACAGUAGCAGCUCAAACUUCUGUUUCUAAAACACCUAGUCCAAAAAACAGUGACCAGUACCAAUCAAACAACAACAAUGGCAGUAUCUUUACAAGGUCUCACAAACAAAAUGAGGUAAUUCUUGCUGCACCACAGGUACCAGAUGGAACUCCUCAAGAAGCCUCAACGUACCCUGUAUGUUCAAGCAUCAACACUAAUACCACAUCUCUGAUCUUAAACCUUUCUCAGCUUCAAACAGGUGGAGGACUCUUGAUUUUGAACAGUGCUGCAUCAGCAGCAGAUAUGGGGUUAAAUUCAACCUCCUUAACUCCUAUUACUCUACUUUGUGGCCAGAAUACAAGUACUUCUUUUAUCACCCCUGAAAAAUCAACUGGUGCUCUUGACUCAGACUCCAUGGAAACCUCAGGUCCUGUAUCUACACUGCAUAAGCAUAUGAACUUUGGAAAUGAAUCUCAUCCUAUCAAAUCAGACAUGUCCAUAAAGAGUGGAGAUUUUGACUUCAGCUCAAGUGUUUCUCAUGAAAAAGAUCCAAACCUAAGUCAGGCUCUUCAUGAUUUCACUCUUGAUUCUGAUGGAAGCUUAGCACUACUUCAAGAUCUCCAGAAUGAAACAUCUCCAAAUCUCUUUUAUAGUUCUUCAUCAUUAUUCAGUGAUAAUUCUUCCCCUGUUUCAAUUAAAAGAGAACCCAUCAACCACCCAGAAGUGGUGGUUGACCUGAACCCCAUGGACUUUAUUGAUAAUGAUCUUUCAACCCCUGAUGAUGAGGUGUUUAAUCUUGACACCUUUUACAUGCUCACUGACCUACCAAACCUAGAGGACCUUCAUUCUGACCUAGAGCCCGGGACUGAAAUUGGUGGAAGCAGUAGUACCACUUCUUUUGCAAGUUCCACUGCAACUUCUGUGUCUAAGAGUAAUCAUCAGAAUUCUCAAACAUUCCAAAGCACAACACAGCACAUCACCGAUUACUGUCCUCAUUGGUCUUUUACAGAAGGUAGAGUAAAAGUACUGAUCACAGGUCCGUGGAAUUCGACACAUUCUUCAUAUACAGCUAUGUUUGAUGGAAUCAGUGUUCCCACAACUUUGGUACAGAAUGGUGUUCUGCGCUGCUUUUGCCCUGCUCAUGAAGCUGGCGUAGUGACCUUACAGGUGAACAACCAAGGACUUAUAGUUUCUAACUCGGUGAUGUUCGAAUAUUGUCAGCGAAGUAUGAUAAAUGCCAUUAAUGAUGAACAAGACCAGUUUGGCGUAGAUGAAAGUAUAUUAAAGUUUUCCCUAUUGGAACGAAUGGAAAUGAUAGAAAAGAGAAUGUCAUUUAAACCACAGGAGUUGUCAGUUCACCCAGAAGGAAUUUUUACACAAGACUGCAUUGGAAAACAGAGAAGCUUCGAAGACCGAUUGGUGGUUUUAUGUCAACGGCUUCUUGGUGGAACUUGGAUCCAAGGGAGUGACACUAUUGUUCUAGAGACUACUUUUCGACCUGAUCUCACUUUACUUCAUUUGGCAGCAGCUCUUGGUUACAGCCGAUUGAUCCAUACCCUCCUGCAGUGGAGAGCUGGAAACCCUUCACUUAUCCUCGAGUCUGAAGUUGAUGCUCUUAGUCGAGAUAAGAACAACUGUACUCCUUUAUUGUGGGCCUGUGCCAAAGGUUGCAAGGAAGUUGCAUUAUUUUUGUACCAGUGGAAUGCAUUGGCAGUCAAAAUUCAAGAUGACCCAUUGACCUUUGCUCAUCAGAGGGGCCAUCAAGAGCUAGCAAAACAAAUUAAACAUUUAGAAGAAACUCAGAAUUCUCAAGAUAGGAAAUCAAGGUACAGUCCUAAAUAUCUGUCUCUUAUGGAAGGCAACUUGGAAUCUUCUAACUUUGAUUUCUCUGCUUGUCCAACUCCUAGUGAAAUAUCAAGUAAUACCAAUCUCAGAACAACUAGUUGCUCAAACUUGUCAUUACCAAUACUGAAUCCUAUACCUAAUGUGAAAACUAUCAGGAGAAAUGAGCAAUCAAACACUUGCAACAUGUUGUUGAAUAAUCAAUCUUCUAGUAAUGAAAAUGUCUACCCAAGGAUGACUAUAUCUGAUGGUUUAUCUAAACCAGCAAUAAACAAAAUGGAAGUUUGCAGGACUUCAUUUUUAUCUCAGAUUGACCAGAGUUUAUCUUUGCCAUUGCCUAGUUGUCCUAAUGUAUUCACCUCCAGGACUGGAGAGAGAGGCUGUAUUUCUUCACCUGGACUGAUCGAUAUAGAUAAAGAUUGCAACAGCCAGGGUCUUACAGUGGCUAAAAGAAAAUCCAUUUCUAGCUACCAACAGAGGAUUAGCAAGUAUGAUCUCAACAUGGAUGAUGAAAACAACCACGUUUUAAGCUUGGCUGAGAAAAUCAUUGCUGCCAUGCCUGACCACAUUAAAUCUUCUUCUGAAUCAAUCAGUGGGGGACUUGAAGGGCUGAUAGAAAUAGGAUAUGAAGAGAUGCUACAAACAGAGAGAGAACAACUUCAUGAGAAUUGCUCCAGUCAAGACAAACCUCCUCUAGAACUGUGUGCAAUGAAUGAAUCUCCUCAUUCUCUUCUGAAUGAAGAAUUUAGUUUUGCAUUGAGUGACCAUAAUUAUAGAUGCUGGGGUCAUAGCACUCCACAUUCUUCUAUUAGUCCUAACUCUUCAAGUCUUCAAAGUCCAUCUAGUUUCACCAUUGAGUCCUGCUCUUCAUCACCCAUCACUGCAGAUUUUUGUGAAUUUUUAGAAGCUUCUGGCAAAAUUAUGGAUAAUGAUUUCUCCAGCUUAACACUGUCAGACAAAGAACAGAGAGAGCUUUAUGAAGCAGCUAAAGUCAUUCAAAAAGCUUAUCACUCUUAUAAAGGUCAUCAAUGUAAAGAAGAUGAAAAAGAAAAGAUAGCAGCAAUAUUGAUUCAGAGUUAUUAUCAUAAAUAUAAGCAGUAUCUUUACUAUAAACAAAUGACAAGAGCAGCUCAAGUAAUACAAACCCAGUACCGGAAUUACUGUAAAUACAAACAACUCAAGAAAAGCCAAGAAAACCAAAUCUCAGCAGGUUCAGGCCCAACCAACAUUGGACAUUACAGAACACUGAAUCCUAGUUUUCACUCAGAAGAAGGGUAUAAUAAAUGUUAUAGCUCAAACCAUGGAAGAGCUCCAACUUCAAUUUUUAAACAUACGUACUCACAGAGAAGACGACAUCAAGCUGCAAGGAAAAUCCAGCAGUUUAUGAGACAAUCAAAAAAUAAUGUCUCAGACUUGUUGAGUGGAAGAGUGAUUACAGAGACAGUGUGCCUUAGCUUCAGAAAAAAAGAUAUUACAGGGUUGAACAACAGACCGGCAGCUACAGCUCCCAAAAUCUCAGGAACAGCUUUGUAACUUGAACAGUUGUUAAUCAACAAGUGUAAUGGUUCCAACUGAAACAGACCAGUCUUUCAUUGUAUUUUGUUUGUGGUGCAGUAACCAUUGUCUGAUGAAAUAUGAUCCUUGAGGAACAAGUUUCCAAUGGAAGGUUUUUAGCAGAAGAGGCUAAGAGUGACAUAACAUUCUGCAUUAACUGUUAAACAUUCUUCUAUUUGCUCACUUUAUUGAAACUUUUUUUUUGUUCUUGAUGAAUUAUACCAACCAUAGCAGGGAAGUUACUGUAUAACUCCUCUUUAAGACCUUGAAUUAAACCCAUUUGAAGUGUACACUGUCCUACUAAAGUAAUGAGGUAAAUUACUAACCAGCAAAUUCCUUCUCCUCCCCCCUAAACUUAAUGCUUACCUAUUUAACACCAAGUGACCCCAUAUGAAUGCAUAUACUUGGCAAAGAAGCAACCAAAGAUAUUUCCAGUAAUGUCUCAAAUGAUCAGUACCAUCUUUUGCCUUCCAUUUCACAACAUAAAAUCGCUUAUUAGUUAUAUUGAAUUAUUUGUUUGGGCUGUUUUCUUUUAUGAUGUUUCACUAUGCAAAUUAAUCUUACAUAUGAAAAGGGUAAAAUUGUGUUGGACUUGUACAUUCUAAUUUACGAAUAAUUUUUGUCCAUUACUUUCUUUUCACAUAUAAUAUCAGAUUUUGUUAUUCUAUUCUAAUUUUCUGUUUAUUUUUCAUAUUAACAUUAAGUAAAAUCAAACCUUUUUUGUCCCAGAAGUCAUGCGAUUACACAAUCCACCCCCCUCUUUUUUUCCUUUUGGCAAAUAUAUUAUCAAUUUUAAAAGUAUUUAGAAGAGAGGGCUACAUGGAAAAAAGCCAAAAUUUCAGUGCCAAAGGUGUAUUCCAAUAUAAAAUUUGAUUAUCAACACAUGUUUUGUGUAUUGAUUACAAAUAAAUAAAAGUAGUUAUUGUUAUCUUAAAUUAUGUACCAAUCAUGACUUCAGUAAUUAAUGUUUGCAGUAUUUGCUUUGUAUAAGCAUUUUUUAUGUUUUACCCAUAAUAUUUAGUGAAUUAAGUUUAAGGAGAAUUAGAAGAUUUAUUGUUUAUAUUGAACAUUUUUUAAUACAGUGGUGGUAUUUGUGGUUGAUUUAAAUGCAAAGUAUAUAACAAAAAGACAUUUAUUAUAUGUCUAUGUAGUUCAGAAAAUUCAUAACUAAAUUUUGAAUCUAAAGGUUUGGUAUCUGAGUCAAAAACUUGGAGACUAAAACUCUAUAUUCAAAAUUCAUUACAGUAAGUUUUAGACCUUGGAUGUUUUCAAAACACAGUUAUGACAAGACAUUCGAAUCUGUAGUAUUUUUGGGAUUUAUAUCAAAAAAUGAUAAAUUAGGCGCAGUGUUGUAUCCUUUUUAUCUGUGUGCUUACUCUUGGUUAGAUACCAAGAAAUAUCAGUUGUAAAGCAUACUGCCAAGAUUAAUAUAGUUGUUACAAGUUAAAAAUACAGUUUACUUAUCAAUGGUUAGCAGGAAGUGUAUUUGUCUAAUUAACAGCAACACCAUUUUUGUAUGUUCACUUGUCAUAAUAAUUGCAACAGUCAAAUGACAAUUCACAGAAAUCCAUUUUGUUGAUUUAUCAUUUACUUUUCUUUUAUCUUAAGUGCUUGUUAAACUUUUAUAUAACUUUUCAGAAGAUUAAAGACUGGUUAAGUCUCAGAACUUCCAUAGAUGCCUCUAAUAGAAUUCGUAGAGGUUUUAUAUGUAGUGUAAGGAAGUGAAAACAAACACUUUCGAAUAGUUACAUUUGCACUGCAAAAAGUUAAUAGUAUCUUAAGUUAAUGUGUCUUUAUUUUCAAUGAUCCAUUGAUAAAAGUUAUUAAAAAGAUUAGACAAACAGGUCAAUUUUAAAACUAAUUUUAGACUGAAUGGUUCAAUAAUAUAUAUUUUACAUUCAGUUGUUAGGAUAAUCUGUUGGUAACAGAGGAAGGAAAUGACCUUGUUUAUAGAAAAAUCAAAACUAAAUAAUUUAAAAUGCAUUAACAAGAAUAACUGCAAUAUAUAGAAUACACAUGAAAAAUUUGUAUUUAUCAAUAUUAACUACUAUUACAAGCUUUUCUGUACAACUCCAGUUUUUUUCUUAAGUUUUGGAAAAUUAUUUCUUGUGAUUAGGUUCAACAAAUAAUUAAAAAAACUCAAUAUUUCUACACAGUUUCAGAAAUUUUGAAAAUUUAUGAUAUAUUCUUUCUCAAGCCAAUUGUCCUUACUACACACUAGUAUUUUUUUUAAUGUUGGAUUUAGCUUAAUACAUGUAUAAACCUCUUCCAGAAAAGAUUAAUACAUCAUUGUUACACAGUUCUUACUACUUGUUGGAAGUUUCAGAUUUUUGUAUUAUUUAUUCAGUGGCAUUAUUCCUUGAAUAAUAUUCAUACAAGAAAAUAAUAUAUUAAAUAGUCGUUUUAUCUACUUUAAAAUUUCACAUGUUGGGAAGUAUGGUUUGUUUGAAAAGUAAGCCACUGCAAUUUUGUAUUUUCCCCCCACAAAAUUACUGUUUGGAAAAAGUUCUUCCUAUUACAAAAAUGAAAAAAAGAUAUAAAUAGAAUUAUGAAAAAGGCACAAGUUUUUAAGAUAGCAGAGUUUUUUCCUUUUUUUUCUUCAAA
Messenger RNA from Limulus polyphemus (Atlantic horseshoe crab), 6846 nucleotides. RefSeq names its product calmodulin-binding transcription activator 2-like. Gene Ontology annotation, molecular function: transcription coregulator activity; double-stranded DNA binding. Gene Ontology annotation, biological process: regulation of transcription by RNA polymerase II. Lineage: Eukaryota; Metazoa; Arthropoda; Merostomata; Xiphosura; Limulidae. Gene Ontology annotation, cellular component: nucleus. The record is from RefSeq and is a predicted model, not a curated record.